This is a messenger RNA of Branchiostoma floridae (Florida lancelet), 912 nucleotides long. Its product is annotated as prefoldin subunit 6-like. Gene Ontology annotation, cellular component: cytoplasm; prefoldin complex. The transcript is spliced from 4 exons. Gene Ontology annotation, biological process: chaperone-mediated protein complex assembly; protein folding. Gene Ontology annotation, molecular function: protein-folding chaperone binding. Lineage: Eukaryota; Metazoa; Chordata; Leptocardii; Amphioxiformes; Branchiostomatidae. The record is from RefSeq and is a predicted model, not a curated record. The coding region runs from base 91 to 474 and encodes 127 amino acids.
AUAUUCUUGCUCUACCCAACAUCUACUUGGAGAUUACUAAUUUGGGUCAAUGACCCCGCAUGGACUGUACCACUUAUCAUCAUCAUCACCAUGGCGGCUCUGGAGACAAUGCGGAACCAGUUGGAGAAAAAACUGAAGGAAUUUCAGGGAGUCCAGAAAGACCUACAGAAGACAGCCUCGACUAGGAGCCAACUGGAUGUACAGCUGAAUGAAAACAGAAUUGUGAAAGAUGAGCUGGAACUACUGGAGACAGACUCUAACGUGUACAAGCUGACAGGUCCAGUACUGGUUAAACAGGACCUGGAGGAGGCCAAGGCCAAUGUCGGCAAGAGAAUAGAAUACAUCGAAGGGGAAAUUAAACGUCAAGAUGCGACCAUUAAGGAUUUUGAAGAGAAGCAGGAGAAGAGCAGAAAGGAGCUGACAACUCUUCAACAGCAGUUCCAGCAGGCCCAGGCUAAGGCUGGCAAGGCAUAACCAUACGUGUUAGGGAUGAUGACUGAUUAACUGUAUAGCCAGCUGUGACCAUUGUAACAAUUUCAAUGUUUGCUCUGUAUGUUUUAUUUAGUUAUGCUAGUGUGUGGGGUUUGUCUGAUGCAUCCUGUGUUACAUAUCUGUGUAUAUAUUAUUAGUUAAUAGAUUAUUUGUCAGGAAUCAGCUCUUUUGUUGUCAUCAUCAGAUGUGUAUCAGUUUGCAUCUUUGGAUGACUAUAAAAACUGUCAUAUUUUGAUGUAUAUGACACAUUUAAUAGAGUACUCCAUCAAUCUUCUAAGCUGUCAAAUUUCUUUUUUUUUUAUUUCUUCAUAUGAAUUUGUCUCAGUAUCAAAGCCAACAACUUGUACUGAAUGCAUUGCAAAGGCCAAUGCAGCUUUGUGCAUGAAGAACUUGCAGUAUUAGCUUUAGUAUCACUGAGAU